AUGGCAUUGCCCCCUAGUCCCUUGGCUAUGGAGUAUGUCAAUGAUUUUGAUCUGAUGAAGUUUGAGGUAAAAAGGGAGCCCCCCGAGGGCCGAUCUGGGCCUCCCGCAGCCUCACUGGGCUCCACUCCCUACAGUUCAGUGCCACCUUCACCCACCUUCAGUGAUCCAGGUGUGGUGGGAACCACUGAGGGGGUCAGGCAGGGUCUGGAAGAGCUAUUCUGGCUGGCUGCACUGCAACAGCAACUGGGUACUGGGGAGGGACUGGGGUUGAGUCCUGAUGAGGCUGUGGAGUUUCUGCAGGGACAGGGACCAGUCCCUGCUGAGGGACCUCUCUCCCACUACCCAGGAAGUACAGAAGAGAUGGGUGGCCUGAAUCCCCAGGGGCUGGCAGAGCGGUUUUCGGAUGCUGCAUUGGUGUCCAUGUCGGUGCGUGAGCUAAACCGGCAGCUGCGGGGCUGCGGGCGGGAUGAGGCUCUGCGGCUCAAGCAGAGACGCCGCACCCUGAAGAACCGCGGCUACGCCCAGGCCUGCCGCUCCAAGCGGCUGCAGCAGAGGCGCGGGCUGGAGGCGGAGCGGGCUCGCCUGGCCGCCCAGCUGGACGCCUUGCGGGCAGAGUUAGUGCGCCUAUCCCGGGAGCGUGACCUCUACAAAGCCCGCUGUGACAAGCUGUCAGUCGGCGCCUCUGGCUCCAGCCUUGGCCUUGGCCCGGACCGAUCCCCACGCCCGGGGGACCACAGUCAAUUCUUUCUCUGA
Messenger RNA from Antechinus flavipes (yellow-footed antechinus), 753 nucleotides. RefSeq names its product neural retina leucine zipper (gene NRL). The record is from RefSeq and is a predicted model, not a curated record. The transcript is spliced from 2 exons. Gene Ontology annotation, biological process: regulation of transcription by RNA polymerase II. NCBI's taxonomy places the organism in Eukaryota, Metazoa, Chordata, Mammalia, Dasyuromorphia, Dasyuridae. Gene Ontology annotation, molecular function: RNA polymerase II cis-regulatory region sequence-specific DNA binding; DNA-binding transcription factor activity, RNA polymerase II-specific. Gene Ontology annotation, cellular component: nucleus. The coding region runs from base 1 to 753 and encodes 250 amino acids.